Molecule: messenger RNA, 1163 nt
Organism: Fopius arisanus
Lineage: Eukaryota; Metazoa; Arthropoda; Insecta; Hymenoptera; Braconidae
Product: transmembrane protein 179
Exons: 2
Coding region: 218-886 (222 amino acids)
Source: RefSeq, a predicted model, not a curated record
GAUCUGAUGCACUUGGAGCACUACGUCAAAUAGUGUCUGGGAAUAAAUCGCAAUUGACAAAAGGUACAAAGAUUCAGGUUCACCCGAGGGAGUGUCGAUUACCUGCAGCAUCUCCUGGAGGAAACUCCAUCAUUUUGAUGAUUGAGUGGAGUGAACGAAGAGCUGGACGACACCUUAAAUAAUAAAUCACCUCAUUCAACAGAUUACGAUUAUCAUCAUGGCAUUGACAAAUGUCUUGUUGAUAAGCCAAAUUGCAGGAUACGUUGUUGCCCUCAUCCUGUCCCUCUGCAUCUUUGUACCGAUAAGUCUUCAUCAGUACGAGUUCAAGGGUCACUGCCUCCUGUUCUCCACUGGUAUCUGGCGUGAAACUGAUGGACAAUUUGCUGUGCAAUGGGCAUCGGCAGCUUAUUGCCAUUACACGUCCUUCGUUGGACUGCAGCUCCUGGUGACAUCAAUUAUUCAAAUAUACGGAUUAUCAAUGCUGAUGUACAAGGACGAAGACAGCUCCUUCCUGUCAGCCUUCAUCGACGUCGUCGUCUCGAUUGUCACGACCAUAAUCACCCUGGUGAAUGCUAUAAUUAUCACCCUGGGCUUCAUGACCUGGUGUGGAUGCAUGACAAAGCGUUUUCCAUCUUGUGAACAGGCAGCUGGCAAUGACAUCGACAAGGCUGAUGGCAUUGACACGUCAGGAUUUCACAUCGAGCUGGGGGUAGCCCAAUUCGGCGCCUGGAGCAGUCUCUCUAUCUGGGUGGGACUCAGUGUUUUUGCUGUUCUCAAAUUGCUGAGGUAUCAUCAGCUGGAGAACAUGAAGGUUUCCAUGUACAGGGAGAGGCAGAGGCUCAUCGGAGCUAAUGACAAUUCCACUUCGGUUCAGGAAAUCAGUUAAGAAUGUCCGGAGGACUCUGAAAAUGAGUUUCGGGUUAAGGAAUCAUUGGAAUAAUUCUUUUACCUAAAUUAUUUCAGUAAUUAAUUAAUUAAUUAUUAACGGAUUAAUUGAUUUAAUUAUUUGAUAUGUUGAUUUGGUCUAAUCAAUCGAUUUCAGCUGAGUAUAUGAAAUUAUUAACCGGUAAUUAAAUAGGAGUGGCUACUGAAAUUAAUUAACGCAUAGCUGUUAAUUUAAUUGAUUAGCUAAUUAUUAUUAAUGGAGUAGUAGUAUAAUUUUU